This is a messenger RNA of Alternaria ventricosa, 1287 nucleotides long. RefSeq lists its product as uncharacterized. The coding region runs from base 1 to 1287 and encodes 428 amino acids. NCBI's taxonomy places the organism in Eukaryota, Fungi, Ascomycota, Dothideomycetes, Pleosporales, Pleosporaceae. The transcript is spliced from 4 exons. The record is from RefSeq and is a predicted model, not a curated record.
AUGGCAUAUGCGACCUUCGCCGACUUGCCGCCCGAAAUGGUCGGCAAUGUGUUCGCGUUCAUUCGAUCAAAGUCUCACCAGAGUAGCGUCUGCCUUGUCAGCCGCACAUGGAGAGACCAGAUACGCCCCAUAAUGUGGGAAAAGAUUGAGACGGACUUUCGCGAUGCCUCCGCUCCGUCUCUAGCAACACUACUCCAUCCACAAUCCGGAAUCACGGGCCACAUCCGAGAGCUCGACAUAUGUGAAUCGGCGAAAACGACUGACGGAGACUACCGUGCUAUACUGGUCAUCACAGCAAUCCCAAGAGAUCGACUACGCCGCUUUGAGAGCACUUGCAAAGUCUCGGCCCUCACCUUCCAAGUUCUUCUACAAUCCCAACGCAGGAUAGAAGAUAUUGACAUUGGGGGUUCAUUCAGCACUCCAGACCAACCAACUCACGAGUCGCUGAACCUUUCGAACUUGAAGGGGUUGCACAUUGAGUGGUGCAUCGAUCAGAUUCCCUUACUGGAGGGUAUCUCCUCGUUCUAUACCCACAAUGCCGGACAACUAGAAGAGCUCAUUAUCGCUCUCCCCACCCGAAUGGAAAAUCCAAAACAUACUGUCCAGGCUAUAGAUACGCUACUCAAGACCUGUCCUAAGCUCACCUAUCUUCAGCUAGAUUUGUCUGUGCAUGGGCUGGUUGCCAGAGACAGUGUUUUGGUCCACUGUAAGACUCUUACGGAGCUUAUGAUGGAAAGUGGAAUGACUGAAGGCGGCAACUAUUUCCCUAUUGCAGACAUAACCGCUAUACUGAAAGCUUGUACCAAGUUGACAGCGUUGGCGAUUGACAUGCCAACAUUGGAAUUGGGUUGUAUCUCAGACCCUCCAGACGGCUUCAGUCUAGAUGAGGACUAUGCGCAUGUACUGGCUGCAGUCGCUACACAGCCCGUAUUGAAAGCCUUUCGGAUACUCAGUCUUCCAGUGCUUGAAUUCGAUGACCCCUCUUCAGAGAGACCAACUGGUCGGGACACGCUUUUCUGUCAAGUUGUCAUGCAAAAUCUUGCCAACCAGAUUCUCCGCUUCGCGACUGACCGAGGUUCAAAGCUCAAGGUUCUCAGCAUCAAACCUAGCCUCGAGCCAGUUGAUCUGAACUCGGGCAGGGACACGAAUGGACAUAAAUGGCCUGAGUACCACUACAUUCGGGGACGUGUCUCCGACAUUACAAGUACAGAUGUGGUAGUUGCGCAUCCUUCAAAGAGCGUAAUACUAGAUUUCCCCGAUCUUGAACCACUCUUGCACUACAUCUAA